GACAGCUCUCGGACAGGACGCAGCCAGGAGGGAAAACUGCCCCGGGGAACAGGAGGAAAACCUGCUGCCAGCGGGAAAAGCAGCGGGAAAAACAUCGAGGAGACUUUAGGGGGGGCAACAGCACCCCUGAACCUGCCUUUAGGAGGGGUGAGAAGCGGAGCAUCACCAUGCCCCUCUCCCGCCACACCGGCCAACUCCCAGAGUCCAACUGGACCUUGAGCUUCAGGGAGAUGACGGAGCCCUGGAAAGGCGCCGUCGGCUGCCUCGGCGUGGCCAUCUUCUUCGCCAUGACCAUCGGCAUCAUCUCCUGGCAGGCUCUGGAGCAGUCCCCAGAGGAGUGGGUGCUGCGUGGCCGGGACGGUGGGAUGCUGUGGGAGCGCCGGCGCGGGGCCCUGGUGCUGCGGGCGCUGCCGGCGGGGCGGGCGGUGGCGGCGAUCGCGGUGGGCGGUGUGCCGGCCGCCGAGCCCCCACCGCCCCGGGACCACUGCUGGCACGACGGACGCCAGUUCUGCUACUCCUGGGAGGAGGACGCCGAGCUCCGGCUCUCCCUGGAGCCCCCAGCAGCCCCCGGCACCGAGUGCUAUGGCGUCCACUGGACCCCCCUGCGCCCCGACGUGACGCUGAAGGAUUGCUUUUCCAUGGCCAAUGUCUCCUGGUAUGGUGGGCCAAGCAUCCGUGCCCAGCGCUGGCCCCUCAACGGCGCCGAGAGCCCCGCGCAGCCCUUUGUCAGCGGAGACCUCGGCACGAAUCCCGACGGCUUUGGGCCUGUCCUGGACAGGUACUUCCUGGGCUCGACAGGAGUGACGGUGACCGUGGCACCCGACGUGCCCCUGCUCCUGUCGCUGGAGAGCCACCGGCACUUCUGCCUGGAGACACCGGCGGGCCGGGCGGAGCCCCUGCGGUACCUCCUCUGCAUCAGCACCGACGUGGCAGCCGCACACCGGCACAUGGGCAACUCCCCGGCGGGGCCGGCACGGACACGGCCGGACGCGGCGCUCCUGGGGUCUCCGCUGUGGCGGUACCACGGCCCGGAGGGUUCCGCUUCCAAAAUCAAGCGAGGUCUGAGGUCGCUGGUGAGGAGGUUGAAGCGGCAUGGCCUUCAGGAGGGAGUCGUGGCCCUGGGCGAGCGCAGCACCGCCAUCCUCGCCGCAGCGGAGAGUGUGCCCUCGGAGCGCAGGAAGAGGCAGGACCUGGCCCUGGUGGAACCUCUGCAGCUCUCCAUCACUCUGUCCCCCUACGCCAGCAUCACCUCCCCGCUCUUCCUGCAAUCCCUGCAUCAGGCGGAGGCCGCGGGAUAUUGGCUGAGCCGCCAGCCCCGACCUGGGGGCAGCUUGAUCCCACUGCUGACCACCUGGAAGGGGCAGCUCUGUGCCCGCCUGAACGUCACCAGCGAGGCAGCGCUGGCCUGGUACCUGUCACGUGCCCGGCGCCUGCGGCAGGCCCUGGGGGCCACAUAUGUCAUCUUUGAGGGAGUUGAGGGUAAUUCCUUCCUGGACCAGGAUGUCCCACCUCCUACCGAGCUAGCAGGUGAUGGAUACACCAGGGUGUUGGCGGCAGCACUGGCGACACUGAGCAAUGGCACCAUCAUCAGCGCUGGGGCCAGCUCCAGUCACCUCCCUCUGUUCAUCCAGAUGAGUCCCCUGCGCUCCGACUGGAGCCACGCGGGGCUGAAGGGGCUGAUCCCCUCCGUGCUGCACUACAGCCUCUUGGGCUACAACUUCUUCAUCCCUGACACAGUAGGAGGGAGCCUGGCUGGUGACUCCACGGGGGACCCGGAACUGUUCGUGCGGUGGCUGCAGAUCGUGACCUUCCUGCCCGUGAUGGCCUUUGGGUCCCCACCCUGGCUCUGCUGUGACUCCUGGGUCCUGAAUCUGACCCGCCAAUGCAUCCAGAGGCACCAGGACUUUGUGGUGCCACUGCUCCUGAAAUACAGCGAGGAGUGGCAGAGUUUGGGACACCCCAUCUUCCGUCCAGCCUGGUGGCUCAGCCCCACGGAUCCAACCGCGUUCACCAUAGAAGAUGAAUUUCUCAUUGGAGAUGAGGUCCUGGUUGCUCCAAUAACAGAAAAAGGACAAACAUGGAGGGAUGUCUUCCUGCCUGGAGAAGGGCACCUGUGGCUGGACACCAACUCUGCCCGUGUGUUUGAUGGAGGCACCAUCCUCAGGAAUUACUCUGCCAGCCUGGCUGAGGUGCUGGUGUUUGUAAAGGCCUCCUGAAUCCAGGCUGGGCAGCUCCUGGACAGUGACCUCGGAGAGCAGCGCUGGCCACAGGCUCUUCCCUGAGACUUCCAGACUGUUUGCACUUUUCGAAGAACCUUUAUUUUGUGGGUUUUUUUUUUUUAAUUUCAGGAGAAAUUGAGUUUUCUUACUCACUGUUACCCCAAAACAGCAGCAAUAUGGCUCUGCCACCAUCAUCUAUCCUCAAUGAAUGCUCACUUUUAUCUUUCCAGGGUUUUCCCAGUGAAAUGUUUGUGUGAGUGUGUUUAGGUGGACACAUCCAGCACUUCCAGAUCCCUGGCAAGAUGCUCAGAGGGGCUGUCUUGGCCAGGGAGUGGGUUUUCCAGGAGAUAAAUGGACAGCAGCUUAUACCCAUAUGGGAAGUUUUGUAUUGGGUGAAAAAAGUAAAUCCAGGGAAAACUGAACAGGACAGCUCUGUUCAGCUUAUACCCAAGGGGAACUUUGGGAUUUAAUAGAAAAAAGUAAAUCCAGGGAAAAAUUACCAGGAUAGUUCUGCUCCUGUGCAUGGCCCCCUCCUGUGCUCAGCGCUCCUCCCUUCUCCCACCAGACACUGUGUGUAUUUCCCAGGAGUCUCGGGUAGCAAGAGCCCAUACUUGAGGAUAAUCUGGGAAAAUGGGUGAACUCCAGGUCUAUUUGAAGCAGGUUUAUGAUGUGGAAGAAGAAUAAAUUCGCUCAAGGAAAGGAGUGGCUCUACCAGAGCAUGAGGGGGACAUCCAGGAUCCUUGCCCACCUUGGAACACAAGCUCCAGAGCUCAGCACUGAGCCCUGUGAGCCCCAGCUCCUGCUUUUCACCAU
This is a messenger RNA of Empidonax traillii (willow flycatcher), 3032 nucleotides long. Its product is annotated as SITS-binding protein-like. The transcript is spliced from 11 exons. The record is from RefSeq and is a predicted model, not a curated record. The coding region runs from base 168 to 2216 and encodes 682 amino acids. Lineage: Eukaryota; Metazoa; Chordata; Aves; Passeriformes; Tyrannidae.